AUGGCGCACGGCGCAGAAGACUGCGCAACUGUCCUGGAGCAUUUUGUUCAUGAUGCAGCAAAUCUUCCCGCUGAGAUCAACCACUUGAUGGAAGAAAUUCAAGCCAAAGACAAAAUCAUGCAAGAAUGCAGAGCAACCAUCAACUCUCGCGAUGGAAGCAUCCAAAAGUUCAUCAAACUCAACGGUAGUCUGGCGCCCAACCCCAAAGAAGAACAAUAUAGCAAAUCCGUCCUCCAGAACCUCGACCGCAGCCGACAGCUACAAGAAGAAAAAAUACAACUCAGUGACAAAGCCUGUGUCCUGCUUGAUCGCCAAAUCAAGCGACUAGAUGUGCGCAUCCGCGACCUAGUCAACGAAGGUUUACUCACAAACGACCCUCCUCUUCCUUCGCUCUUCGAUAGUAAGACCAACUACCGCGAUCCACCCCGUGCCUUCUUCCCGGACUCCAACCCCUCCGAGCCGUCCACCUACACCACCCCUCUUAAUCCGACCUCUGGAAAUACAAAUCCCAUCCUAGCCGCCGCACAGCGUCUGAAUCAGUCCACUACCCCCCGCCCUGUUCCCUCGCUCGCCGUGCAAGCCGCUGCUCGGAGCUCUGCUCCUGCUACACCAGCCGGAAAUACAGGCGUGCACCUCCAACAACGCCAACGCGAAUCCUCUGCUGGGGCAGUGGAUAGUAAACGCCGGCGCCUGAACCACCCGUCUCUAAAUACUCUCCCAGUGGCCUCAUCGAAUCUCCGUCAAUCCUCUAUGGGACCAGGUACUCCGAAAGCCGGUACCCCAGUCACUAGCCGCGCGGGUAGUGCAGGCCCACGAGCAAGCGGAGCGAUCAAAAAGCCUCUUACCAAGAAAGUCGCGCCACACCAGCAAGUUAAGAAGAUCAAGGCUGCCUCCAGUGGGAAGCCGAGCAAACGGUCUUCCAGCACUGGCCAUCGGGUGAAAUUGUCGAAAAAGUCUCCUAAUGGGGAGGGCGAAGAAGAUGAGGACUCGCUGCUGAGCAGCGCAGACAUGUCCGACUCGGAUAAGAGCGACACCGGUGGCGGCGAGGAUGAUAUGGAAGAUGAGGAAGAGGAGGAGGAGGGAAAUGAGGAUAGCAAGGUGUAUUGCACCUGUCGCACUGUCAGCCAUGGUGAUAUGGUGGCGUGUGAUAAUGACAGUUGUCCGUAUGAGUGGUUCCAUUGGAAGUGUGUCGGUUUGACUAGGGAGCCUGUGGGAACAUGGUUCUGUGAUGAGUGCAGAAAAACGCUCGGGAAGUAG
This is a messenger RNA of Penicillium verhagenii, 1257 nucleotides long. Its product is annotated as putative PHD finger domain protein. Bases 1 to 1257 code for a protein of 418 amino acids. Gene Ontology annotation, cellular component: nucleus; Rpd3L complex; Rpd3L-Expanded complex. The transcript has a single exon. Gene Ontology annotation, biological process: regulation of DNA-templated transcription. Lineage: Eukaryota; Fungi; Ascomycota; Eurotiomycetes; Eurotiales; Aspergillaceae. The record is from RefSeq and is a predicted model, not a curated record.